Entamoeba invadens IP1 is the source of this 747-nucleotide messenger RNA. RefSeq lists its product as hypothetical. The transcript has a single exon. The record is from RefSeq and is a predicted model, not a curated record. The coding region runs from base 1 to 747 and encodes 248 amino acids. NCBI's taxonomy places the organism in Eukaryota, Evosea, Mastigamoebida, Endamoebidae.
AUGCCGAAAAACCAGGACAACUCGGACAAAUGCGAAAACAUUUUUGAUCGCAAUACUAAUACUAUUUAUCACUCAAAAUGGACAAAUGAAGGAACUACUUUCCCAGCUACUUAUUUGUUCAAUUUCUCUGAGACAGCAAAAUUCAAUUCAAUACAAUUUAAAAUGAGAUUUGCAAGAGACUGUUUUGGUCUCUUUGAAGUCUUAUGUGGAGAUGUAAAUAAGGAGUUCACAAAAACUCUUGAAGAGACGAAGAAUUCAACAAAAACUACAAGGACUUACACUUUCGAAGAAAUAUAUCAGUGCAAAUAUUUGAAAUAUGUAGUCAAAAAUAAUGCACAAAAUCAAAACUUCUUGGUAUUCCAAGAUCUCAAUUUGUUCCUUACACAAAAAUACAAAAAUUUGGCGAAACCGACGAGUAGGACGUUUAAUGUAAAUGGAUUCAAAGUAACCAAAAGAGCCGGACAUUUUGAAAAUAAACUAUUUGAAAAUAUCGAGGAGGGAAAAGGAGAAAUAUCUUUUAGAAUGAAAGGAAAACGGUUUGGUAUUUUUGGAGAUUACACUGAGGAUAUGGGGACUUGGGAAGUUCUCGUUGAUGGAAAAGAACCCCUGAUCACUCAAAGAAUGGAAUCGAAGAAAGAGUUGCCGAGAACUCUUUAUGACAUUUUUAUUUUUGAUGAAGGAGUCCAUGAAAUCAAGAUGAAAGUCGGGUCUGGAUUUGUAAAAGUCGAUGUAAUAGGAUUUGGCUAA